This is a messenger RNA of Meloidogyne enterolobii, 555 nucleotides long. NCBI's taxonomy places the organism in Eukaryota, Metazoa, Nematoda, Chromadorea, Rhabditida, Meloidogynidae. The record is from the annotation of a GenBank genome assembly.
AUGCGCCCAAUGAACACAAAUUGCUCUGAUGGGAUGUUAAGCUAUCAGGUGCCGCCAAAAUCAACUCAAGAAAGAAGUGAAGGGAAUGACGAGCUUUUUGGACACAGCAGAAAAAGUGAUGAGAAUGCAGAGCUUCUUGGACAGCUUGGAAAAAGGGAAGGGAAUGACGAGCUUUUUGGACACCACAGAAGAACUGAUGAGGAUGCAGAGCUCCUUGGACAGCUCGGAAAAAGGGAAGGGAAUGACGAGCUUUUUGGACACUACGGAAGAACUGAGGAGAAUGCAGAGCUGUUUGGACAGCUUAGAAAAAUACGCAUCUUUAUUGAGGAUGAGGGGAAGAAACUGACUGGGGUGGAAGCUAGUGAGGAAGAAAAUAAUUUAGAAGACAAGGAAGUGAAGCAACCUUUCACUAUAGUGGAGAAAAUUAGAAUUUCGGAUACUGUAAAUGGAGAUGAAAUUAGAUUCCCGGCGGCAGACUGCCAUUUACAGAAAUAUUCGGUUUAUGAAUUGUCGGCUAUUUGGCCUGAUAAACCGCCUAUUCCGAGUAGGUUUUGA